Molecule: messenger RNA, 1578 nt
Organism: Cataglyphis hispanica
Lineage: Eukaryota; Metazoa; Arthropoda; Insecta; Hymenoptera; Formicidae
Exons: 3
Coding region: 1-1578 (525 amino acids)
Biological process (GO): deoxyribonucleotide biosynthetic process
Cellular component (GO): cytosol
Molecular function (GO): ribonucleoside-diphosphate reductase activity, thioredoxin disulfide as acceptor
Source: RefSeq, a predicted model, not a curated record
AUGUCCUUUCUUCAUACGCAUUCGAGCGAGUGUUUAAAGAGUGAACUCGACCUCUUCUCCUUACCACCCACGCAAACUAGUAUCGAGAGUUCACAAUGGAUUCAUUACAAACCCGUGACUUCGCUCUCGGACGACUCGCCGAUAGAAUUCGUCAUUCCCGGUCACGGAGAAGAAUAUUUAGAUCUCACGCACACCAUGCUGAGUCUUCGCGUACGCGUAGAAACGUCAGGCGAUUCCACAGGACACGUUACGGGAGUAAGCGGCAGCGCAACGACGGACAAUGUAGGCCCCGUAAAUCAUUUACUUCAUUCCAUCUUCAAUCAGAUCGACGUGUAUUUCAAUCAAAAGCUCGUAUCGCCGCCAAACAACGCUUACGCGUACCGCGCCUACAUCGAGGCGUUGUUAAAUUAUUCUUCACCGGCAAAAACUUCCCAUCUAACCUCAUGUCUAUGGGACGCGGAUACUCCCGGACGAAUGGACGAACCGGUGGAAUCAAAAACGGCAAAUUCCGCUCUCGUGAGACGCGCUCAUUACAUACGAGGAGGACGGGCUCUAGAUCUUAUAGGACAUCUCCAUUGUGAUGUUUUCAAUCAGGACAAAUUUUUAAUUAACGGUGUAGAAGUACGUUUGAGGCUCGUUCGUUCGAAAGAUUCGUUCUGUCUUAUGGAUAGUAACGGUGCGUCGUCGAAAAUUCAUAUACUGGAUGCGAGUCUGCUAGUGAGAAGAGCGAAGAUAAGCGCCGGAUUAUUGCUCGCACAUGCAAGAAUGCUGAGUAAAGUUACGGCCAAAUAUCCGCUCACGAGGGUCGAGGUUAAAACAUUCACGAUCCAUAGCGGUGUUGUGGGCGAAUCGUUAGAUAAUGUAAUACUUGGUCAACUUCCGAAAAGAAUAAUAGUCGAAGAAUCGCUUUACGUCGAGGCUUAUCAAACGCUCUUCACGGGAACAGGUAUUCAUUUUUUGAAUGAAGGAAAUUCUAUAAGCAGAGAUGAUUAUUCAAAGGGCUAUACGCUAUUCGCUUUUGAUCUUACGCCCGACUUAUCGGCUAAUUAUGCAGGACAUUGGAAUCUUGUGAAACAUGGUAGUUUACGAUUAGAAGUACGAUUUGAGAAGGCGCUCACCGAGACCGUUAACUGUAUUAUUUACGCAGAGUUUGAUAAUGUCAUAGAAAUUGACUCAUCCCGUACGGUAAAAAGAUUUCAGUUUCAUUCGAGACACGAGUAUCGACGCUUCGCGAAGAGUUUAAAACUAACUCCAGAGCACACAGGUUUUCGCAUUAUGGAUAUAAUCGUCGACAUACAGGGUUUCCGUGAUGCUCGCGAGAAAUUUAUCCCUAAAGAAGUUGCCGUUGUCGCCGUUGACGCGCCAAUUGUCGGACAUUGGAUUAUGAUGCCACCGCAUUCGUUUGGCGAAUUACCGGAAAAUGUAAGACGACAAAAUAAUUGGCUCACGCGAAAUUAUCAUGGUAUUGAAUGGUUCGACGGCGAAGCUAAUCCGAAAUAUUUUACAACGCAUCUACGCGAAAUAACAAGACAUGCCCGCUAUAUUUAUGUCAGAGGAUGUGAAAAGCAAUCUAUUUGA